AUGCACACUUGUGAAGAGGUUGGCAUUGCUGUUGAGACUGCACAGGCAUCCUUUGUAUGGGCACCUCCACUCUUGGCUGAACCUCUUGAUGCAGAUGACCUGCUUUCUGGUCCAGAGAGUAUCUCACCUGACAACAUUGCUGCUGAAUUUGCAGCUCUCAAAGAAUUGAAGCGGACAGAAGAAGUUCAUGACAUUGACAAAGUUGAAGUGCUGGAGGGUAAUGUUUUUGAUUUUGAUGAGUUAGAUUGUGUCAAGCAAGGGAUAAUACCACAGGCUAUUCUGGAUGAGGUUGAGGUGGUCAAUUACGAUGGCGAGGAUGAUGGAUGGGACAAGGCAACUUUAAUGUCUUCAUUAGGAAUGUUGUUCACAUAG
Suillus fuscotomentosus is the source of this 372-nucleotide messenger RNA. RefSeq lists its product as uncharacterized. The transcript has a single exon. NCBI's taxonomy places the organism in Eukaryota, Fungi, Basidiomycota, Agaricomycetes, Boletales, Suillaceae. The record is from RefSeq and is a predicted model, not a curated record. Bases 1 to 372 code for a protein of 123 amino acids.